Mytilus californianus (California mussel) is the source of this 1192-nucleotide messenger RNA. Its product is annotated as gigasin-6-like. Bases 59 to 1192 code for a protein of 377 amino acids. The record is from RefSeq and is a predicted model, not a curated record. The transcript has 4 exons. NCBI's taxonomy places the organism in Eukaryota, Metazoa, Mollusca, Bivalvia, Mytilida, Mytilidae.
CUUAAAUACAUGUAUAUAUAUAUGGUAUAAUGGAAGAGGUUUUCAUUUAGCAUUGGAUAUGUAUGCUGUGUGCGUUUUCAUUUUCCUAUCUGUAUCUUGUAAUGUGAUUGCUGGGUCUCCAGACUGUUUUGCAAAGAUUGACACCAUAAUUCAAGAAACCUUCCGAUGCAAAUCAAAACAGAUUGUUGGUGUCUCAGUUGCUGUAGUGUCAUCUGGAAAUGUUAUUUUAGAAAAAGGAUAUGGCGUGAAGGAUAUAGAAACGAACGAUACAGUGACUGCGGAUACGUUGUUUGGAGUCGCAUCAUUGUCAAAAGCUUUUGCAAGUACAUUACUUGUGAAACUUAUUGAAGAGAACACAAAAUACUCUUUAAACACAAAAGUCAGUACCAUCUUCAAAAACGAAGGGAUUUUUCUCGAUUCGUUGAGGUCAAAGUAUGCUACCAUACGAGAUCUUUUAUCUCAUAAACUGGGGAUACCAGGAAACAACCGUAUACGAUUGGAUAACAAUUUGACACGUGCUAAUGUAAUACACCGAUUGAAGUAUUUACAAUCAAAAGGAUCGUUCCGAGACAGUUUCUUCUACAACAAUUUGAUAUAUGGUGUACUGACGCAUAUCGCUGAAUUGAUUGGUAGAGAAAGUUGGGAGAAAUUAGUAAAGACACAUCUGUUUGAUCCAAUCGGUAUGAACUCUUCUUCCUUUUUGACAACAGCUGACUUUGAGAAGAUUGACUUAGCUAAGGGGUACAUUGAUUAUUAUGGUAAUUUGAAACCUGUUCCAUUUGAGUUUUCCAGACGAUGGGCAGACUUGUGUGGUUCUGGUUGUGUAUUGUCUUCGGCACGUGAUAUGGCAAAAUGGAUGAAAUUCUAUCUUGAUGAAGGGAAACUAGCUGAUGGCACAAGACUUAUUUCAAAAGAGGCCUUUAAAGAUUUAACGAGACCAGGAAAUGUCAUUGCGACUACCUAUACGUCAACAUAUUUUACAAAACCAAAAGUUCCUGUUACAACAAGUAAUACAGGAUAUGCCUUGGGGUGGAGAACUGGACACUAUAGAGGUAUAAAUAUAUAUAUAUUUAUUCCUGUCAUAAUUGUUCUGCAUAUUUUCAAUCCCUUAUUUGUAAUCAUAUAUCCUUUUAUCCACGUGAAAGACACGGGUAUAUUAAAAAUCAUUAAAUAUCUUCAUUCUAUAAACUAG